Molecule: messenger RNA, 2184 nt
Organism: Mixia osmundae IAM 14324
Lineage: Eukaryota; Fungi; Basidiomycota; Mixiomycetes; Mixiales; Mixiaceae
Exons: 2
Coding region: 1-2184 (727 amino acids)
Cellular component (GO): mitochondrion
Molecular function (GO): nucleic acid binding; ATP binding
Source: RefSeq, a predicted model, not a curated record
AUGAGUGCUCUACGCAUGGCUGCGAUCAGUGGUCGCAUCUUCAGUGCGGCCACGCGGCACACGACGCUACUGCCCAUUGGUGGCAAUCGGUCACACAUUGCCGCAAGAGCGGCCUUUUCUUCCUUUCAGAUAUCGAGUGCCCCGAGGCUAGCACGGCCGUCGAGCAGCCAGGCGCCAGCUUUACUGAGGCGGACACUCGCGACGGCAGUCGACUUGCCUGAUCUCGAUUUGCCAAAGAGCGCAAUCGAGAAAGCCAGCCAGCUCAAGGGCGUCAUCGAUCCUCGUCUGUAUAGCGCUCUCGUCGAUGCGCCGUUCCACUACAAAGACUUGACCGUGCCUCAGAAGACCGUUCUGUCACUCAUGCCCGAGCUCGGCCUGCCACCCAACUCGAAUGAAGUGCAGGCUGGCGGGCUAGACUUGCUCAUCAAGUCUCGCACGGGAACCGGCAAGACGAUCGCGUUCCUCCUGCCAGCUCUCGAAGCCGCCUUGCGCAAGGUGGGACAAGAUCCAGAGCCUGUGCGAAAGCCGCGAGGUCGAUUCAUGCGCAACACGGGCAUCGCGCCCGUCCGAACGCUUAUCAUCUCUCCAACCCGAGAACUGGCGUCACAGAUCGCAGACGAAGCGAACAAGCUCAUGAGCAACAUCAGGGACUGCCGUGCAGUCUUUAUCUGCGGCGGCAUGCCAAAGGGACCGCAGUUCACCGAUCUGCAAUACUCGACACACAAUCUCAUCCUGGUCGCAACGCCUGGCCGAUGCAUAGAUCUCAUGCAAAACAGCCCAGAUUUUGCCAAAGCACUCGAGGGCUGCGAAACGCUCGUGCUCGACGAAGCUGAUCGACUGCUCGACAUGGGCUUCACGCCUGAUAUCGAGGAGAUCUGCAAACAUCUGCCCAAUGUGCACAACAGGAGGACACUGAUGUUCUCCGCCACCAUUUCGCCGCGUGUACAACAAGCCGCUCGUGCAUUCUUGCAGCCGCGCUACAAAUACCUUGACACUGUGCCUGCUAGCGAAGCCAACGCUCACGAGCGAAUUCAGCAGACCGUCAUCACUUGCGAUGGAGCUCACGACCAGAUCAGUACGCUCAUGAACAUCCUCGCACAAGACCAGCUCGAGCAUCCUCUGGGCAAAGCGAUCAUCUUCUGUUCGACAACCAAGUUGACCCAAUAUCUGACCCGUACCUUUGCCAUGCUCAAGCGACAUCUGCCCUGGGGACGAGGUACCGAAGUCGUCGAGAUCCAUUCCGGCAAGGAACAACGAUCGCGAGAUAGCGCCAACAGGCGUUUCAGAGGACAUGACAGAAGUUACGCCGUCCUGAUCACAAGCGACGUAUCAGCGCGUGGUGUCGAUUACAAGGGCGUGACACGUGUCAUCCAGAUGGGACUGCCCAAAGAUCGCGACACAUACACACACAGAAUCGGGCGUACCGGACGAGCAGAGGCAAACGGUCGAGCAGACCUGCUCCUCCUACCGUUUGAAGCCGAUUCAGCGCAGGUCAUGCUCAAUAAGAUGCCUUUCGAGACGCUGGAUAGCGAGCAAGUCGCUACUGCGACCAAGGAGGCAGCCGAAGCCUUCGACGAGCGAACGGCGAACAAGGUCAAACGUUCGCCCGAAGCGCGCGCCAUGGCUUCUAUACACGCCGGUGCUCUCGUUUCGGAACAAAUAUCAGCAGUAGAGUCGACGAUGAAAGACGUUGUGGCUCCCAACACCGAGCCUGACGAUAUCAGCGAUGUCGUUGGCAGUCUGUUCGGCUACUACCGGGGCAUCAGGGAUGGAAGUCUGAGAGAUGAAGAGGUCUAUGAGGGAUUGAAGGAAUGGGUAGAUGCCUUGACAGGCGGCGCCGGUCGCGUACCGAGUAUGAACUUUCUCGUCAAGAUCGGAUAUGGCGGUUUGCAAAAUGACCGCCCUUCGCGCUCGGGUGGAUCCUUUGGCGGUCGAUCUAGAUCUGGCAGCGAUUUCGGCAGCUUUGGUGGCAGAUCCAGCUUCCGGGGGGCUGGCAACAGAUCAGACGACCGCAGCUCAUUCGGCGGAUCUCGCGGCGCGCCACGCGAGUAUCAAGGUAGGAAGUCAGAUGCAGCAUUCGGCGGACGAUCGUUCGACGAUGGCAGGAAAGGCCGUCGGACAUUCGAUAGACCCGACAAGUUCUCGGACUCGCGAGGAUCACGCAGUCCAUUUAGAAGCUACUGA